Ectocarpus sp. CCAP 1310/34 is the source of this 1818-nucleotide messenger RNA. Lineage: Eukaryota; Phaeophyceae; Ectocarpales; Ectocarpaceae. The record is from the annotation of a GenBank genome assembly.
UUUUCGUCGUCGUGCGACGAUAUCACAAGAGACGCUGCCGCCGCUGUUGCGGUGGCGCUGUUGUUGUUGCUGUUAUUGUUAGUGUUGUUGUUAGUGUUGUUAUUGUCACCAACCGCCUUAGAGUCGGAGCUAGCGUUGCCAAUGCUGGUAACAAGGUGGUCGUCGGGGGAGCCGCCUCGCUGUUGCAGGGGAACUGCGGUGCAGCGGUUCAAGCAAACACCCGGAGAUCUUGCUACAGGGGCCGGUGCUGGUGCCACCACCGCCGUCCCUGUUGUGUUUGUAGCCGUCGCCGACCCUCUGCGAAGGCGCCCGAGCGACAGCCGACUUGGCGACCGACUUGGCGACUGCGUGCUGCUGCCACAUGCGGCCGUAUUCCCCCCACCGUUGACGGUGGACUUGCCGCUGACGUCUCCGGACGACUUGUGUUGUUGUUGUAGGCGCCGGAUCGAUCGCCACCUCAGCAACCUCCUUUUGCUGUCUCCCUUUGCGCCUCCCUCUCCAACCGCACACGCUACUGCUGUACCCUCUCCUUCCCCUGCCAGACUCCCACUCCAAGCUCCGGCCAUCUCCCCGGCGGCUAAACUGUACCGGCUGCCCUCGACAGAACUAGCUUCGAAAUUGCCGACAGCAGCAGCAGCGGCGAUUGACGAUGACGAGGCGGCCUGCGGCUUCAACAAGUGUUCUGGCGACACUUGUACUGCCUGCGACCUGCGGCAUUCCUUCCCUCCGCCAGUUGCCUCUACUAGGCUUUCGCUACGGUCACAUCGUUGAUGCUGCUGUUGCUCCCUGGACGUCGCGUGGCGACCGACGAAGGGGAGGGGCACCAGAGGGUGAUGGUGUGAACGUUUCAUCCGGGAGGAGGACUACGACGGCGUGACAGAGAGAAUCCACAUCCAACGCCAAAGCCCUUCUCGCCGCAGAGCUCCGGUGCGGAGGCCGGCCGUGAACGAAAUAAGGAGUACAUUCGUCAGCAAGAAAAAAGCCAAACAUACAAAAGAGGAAAAACUUCACGAGACGCUCGCCAAGAUAACGGUCAGUUUGGUGCGUCCAUCUAUUCUCCCAACUCUCACCAGCUUGUCCGUUAUUCGGACCAGGGGCUCAGAAAACUCCGCGAGCGCCUGCAUGAGGUCACGGUUGCCCAUUAUGCUGUCGGGCAGGAGAGUCAUCCCCUUCAGCAAGUAGUUCCACGGCUCUGGAGACGUGCCGAAGUAACUGGUAACAUGAAGCCACGAGUUUGCGGUUACAAGGGAAUUAUAGGGUGUUACGCUGAUUUUUUGUUGCCGUUUAGGACCGUUCUUCAUCAUUUGAGCACAUCAAUUCAAACCACGUAUUAGGCGGGGAGAUACUUUCGUCACUGGAUAGGUGCUGUCUCUGCUGCAUUAUUCAAUCGUGUUCGUCAUGGAAUCACUGGCCUUGUCGUGAGACGGGGGUGAGUGGACAGGGAAUCGCAUUUGUUUGUUUUGAGGGUCCAAGAAGCACAUAGAUCUCCUCCGCCGAACGCGCGCGCAGGCACGCCGUCCAAGAGACCCCCCAAGUGGUCGCGAUAUCGAGUUGAGAGUUACGGUUGGCAGUUUCAUACAACCAUACAGCGUAGGACCGCCAUGACGGCUACUCACGUGCUGAUGUUGGGAAUACCGAGAACUUGGUUGCACGUGAAGGACUCGAUAAGGUUCAUCCGGAAAACCUAGCAAACCCAGAAAGAGAGAAUGAGACAGAGAGACAGGGAGACGGACAGAGGUGGGGAGAGGGACAAAGAGAGAGCACCCAAGUAGCACGGAGAUCAUUUUCAUUUUUGUUGGUGACGACAAGACGAACAAC